Molecule: messenger RNA, 1335 nt
Organism: Gongylonema pulchrum
Lineage: Eukaryota; Metazoa; Nematoda; Chromadorea; Rhabditida; Gongylonematidae
Source: the annotation of a GenBank genome assembly
AUACGUCAGAGGAUAUCAGGUUCCAGUGGAGCUACGCCCGAUGAUGGAUACAGUUCAUCCAGUGGAAUGCCCAUAGCCAAUCCUGACCUCGCAGCUGCCCUUCCCAAUCUUUCCUCCUUAAUCAGUUCACUUCGAAAUUCCAAGGAUGAAGUUUUCUUGCAAUGGGAGACGCGUCGACAAAAAUUGGACCACUGCUAUCAGCUCAAGCUUUUCGAGCAGGAUGCUGAUAAGAUGUUUGAAUGGAUUCGACGGCAUUAUGCGCUUGCCAAUCAGCGGCUACUGGAAAUCGGCGACUGCGAGCAGUCCACAUCGAUGCUACUCGCCGAGCACUGCGACUUCUUAAAAGCAGCCAAUAACACGGAAGUGAACAUCUCACAUGUGAUGACAGUCGCAAAACGCCUUCGUGAGAUUGGCAACUACGGAAAAGCUCACAUUGAAAGUGUGGCUAUUCGUCUGGACGAGGAAUGGCGACGUUUCAAGCACAUCAACGAACAGCGCUCACGCUUGCUCGACUUGGCCCUUUCAUUUCAUCGCAAAAGUCACAUUUAUUUGUCGAAUGCACCAGCAUGGCUUCAUCAAAUCACACUGGAAAAUAGCAGACAUAUGGGGCAGUACUCGGGUGAUGAGCUCGAAGCAGCAAUCGCCGAACAUGAACGCUUCGGGGAAAUGUUCUCGCAGAGUUAUGCAGAAUAUUUGUCGAACGCGCCAGCAUGGCUUCAUCAAAUCACACUGGAAAAUAGCAGACAUAUGGGGCAGUACUCGGGCGAUGAGCUCGAAGCAGCAAUCGCCGAACAUGAACGCUUCGGAGAAAUGUUCUCGCAGAGUUAUGCAGAAGCUGUGGGUGAUGGUCGGUCCUUAACGCAAACACUCAAAAUGCUGGCUGGUGAUGCUGCUGGCCAAAACAGUGCCUAUAAGCAUGCCGUUGAUCUAAUUCAGCAGAUAACCGGUGCACAUAAAGAAUUAUACUGCCAGUGGCAAACGAAGAAGCUACGUUUACAUUCGCGACUGGCGCUAAUUGCCUUUGAAACGGACACUCACCGAGUUCUUCAAUGGCUUGAGGAGCACGGAGAUGCGUAUCUGAAUAAAAAUACAGCCAUCGGUAAUAACCUAUCGCAGGCGAAGGUUCUUCAAUGGCUUGAAGAGCACGGUGAUGCGUAUCUGAAUAAAAAUACAGCCAUCGGUAAUAACCUAUCGCAGGCGAAGGUGCUGCAAAGAAAUCACAGCCAUUUUCGCUCGGUUGCUUCCAAUACGUAUUCAAACGCUGAGAAACUCUUCACGGCAUCGAACACAAUUAUUGAAUCGGUGAUUUUAACUACUUGUGAACUGGAUGAGUGA